Messenger RNA from Rhodamnia argentea, 1145 nucleotides. RefSeq names its product putative multidrug resistance protein. The transcript has 2 exons. The record is from RefSeq and is a predicted model, not a curated record. Gene Ontology annotation, biological process: transmembrane transport. Gene Ontology annotation, cellular component: membrane. Bases 1 to 1071 code for a protein of 356 amino acids. Lineage: Eukaryota; Viridiplantae; Streptophyta; Magnoliopsida; Myrtales; Myrtaceae. Gene Ontology annotation, molecular function: ATPase-coupled transmembrane transporter activity; ATP hydrolysis activity; ATP binding.
AUGGGGCCCAGGGAAGUGAGCCACAAACAGUCUUGGUUUGCAGGAGGCGGGUUGUUCAUUGCGCAAUUCCUGACAGCUGCGAAUUCCGCGCCGAUUUUCUGGUAUGGCGGUAGACUUCUGUACCGGGGAGAGAUCGAGUACAAGCAUGUAUUUCAGACAUUCUUCAUCUUGGUCUCCACGGGUCGAAUAAUAGCCGAGACAGGAAGCAUGACGGCGGACUUAUCAAAAGGCACAAAUGCACUAAAGGCCAUCUCGGCGAUAUUGAAUAGGAAGAGCAAAAUGGACCCUGAUAAAUCAGACAACUUCAGCUCGGAGAAGGUUAGAGGAGAUGUAGAAUUUAAGCAGGUGGAUUUCUUCUAUCCAACAAGACCCCAGCACUUGAUUCUAAAGGACAUGAACCUCCACAUUGGUGCCGGGAAGAUUGUUGCCUUGGUUGGCAAAAGUGGAUCAGGAAAAUCCACCAUCGUAAGGCUAAUUGAGAGAUUCUAUGACCCAACACAUGGGACUGUUGAAGUUGAUGGAAUAGAUAUCAGGAGUUACAACCUUAGAGGAUUAAGGUCGCAUAUCGCGUUGGUGAGCCAAGAGCUGACUAUCUUAGCAGCAACAAUCCGCGAGAAUAUCAGGUACGGGAGAGAAAAUGCGACUGAUUCUGAAGUAAUUGCAGCAGCCACUCUUGCAAAUGCCCAUGAGUUCGUGAGUUCAAUGGAGGACGGAUACUCGACGUAUUGUGGAGAGCGAGGGGUGCAACUCUCUGGGGGACAAAGGCAGAGGUUAGCAAUCGCGAGAGCAAUCUUGAAAGACUCGACCAUACUACUCUUGGAUGAGGCGACGAGUGCGUUGGACAGCGAAUCGGAGAGACUAAUCCAGGAAGCACUGGAGAAAACCAUGAUGGGCAGGACCUGUGUGGUCGUGGCACACCGCCUAUCCACAAUCCAAAGGUCAGAUAAAAUAACAGUACUCGACAAGGGGAGGAUUGUCGAGGAGGGGUCUCACUCGGAGCUACUUGCAGAAGGAGAAAAUGGGCUCUACUUUUCUCUUGUCAAAGUUCAACAGCUAGCUGCAGCGGCAUGAGUUGGGUCUUCCCAAAUCAAGAAAAAGAACAGUUCAAACUGAAAGAUCCUGCCCCUAUAAGACGCAAAAUAUGU